UUUUCCUUUCAACUUUGUUUUUUUUCUUUCUUUCGUCUGUUCUUUUUUACUUCUUGCUCUGCUUUGCCUCAACUGCUAUUACAAAAUAAAGAAUACAUAACCAUCGUCGUAUCGAUCUUGUGCUCGGGCAGUCAUCAUGGAGAAACCACCAGAAGAUAAAAAUGUUGUCAACGAGAAAAAACAUGACGGACCAAGCCAGCAAAACAACAAUGACAACGACGACGCCGCAUCACUUGGAUUUAGAGACGAAGUUGAUCCUUAUACCUUCGAGGCUGAGUAUAAGGUCCGACGGUAAGGGCAACGAACACAACAAGAUGAAAAGAAGAAGAGACUGACGCGACAGUAACGCAUCAAACAAUGGGCUUAUGUCAACACGGAUCAUGGUAUCCAGAAAAGUAGAUCUUCAUGUCAUGCCCGUACUUCUUCUUGCCGAAUUAGUGGCACGCUAUGGGCAUCUGGUCGUAUCCAAUGCUAAAUUAGGUGGUCUUCUGGAAGAUCUCUCCAUGACCGAAGGGCAGUACCGGUGGUGCCUCUCAGCAUAUUAUUUUGCUUUCGUCAUUCUCAAUAUACCCAUUACCAUUCUCUUCCGCAGAUGGCGUCCGUCGCUUUUUCUGACGAUUCUUAUAUUUUCCUGGGGCGUGCUGGGCAUGUCAACUGCCGCGGCUACAGACUUUCCUGGAUUUCUCAUAUGUCGAAUCAUCAUGGGUGCAUCUGAAGCAGUGUAUAGCCCAGUUCAAAAGUACUAUAUCUCGCUCUGGUACAAGAGAAACGAACUCGCUCAACGAGUAGGGUAUACGGCGGUGGUUACGACUCUGGGAGGUGCCUCUGUGGGAUUAAUUGCGUUCGGUGUUAGUCACAUACCUACAAACUCAUUGAAUACCUGGCAAUGGAUGUGUUUAAUAUUUGGUUCACCCGCUAUCGUACUUGCAGUCUAUGCGUUCUUCCAAAUUCCGGACAAGCCAGAAACAGCCAAAUUUCUCAAGGAAGAAGAGCGGGAAUUAGAGAUUAAACGAUUAAAAAUUGAUCAGGGAGCCGCACAUGAUCAUUCGUGGUCCUGGUCUCAAGUUAGAACGGUGCUGACGGACUGGAAGGCAUAUUACUUUGCAGUCCUUUACUGCCUCACCGGCAUCUCUGGAUCAGGCGUAAAGUUGGCACUACCUUCCAUCAUUGACGGUAUGGGAGACUGGCAGCCUGAUGUGUCUCAGGCCUUGACAACCCCACCUUACGUUUUAGCUUGUGUUUUCAUUCUGGUCUCCUCUUAUUACUCAGAUCGAGUGUUUGAAAGAGCAUACUUCUUACUGCUGGCGAAUGCCAUUGCUGUUGUUGCGUUUUUUAUGAUUAUGUUUAUACCCAAUCAGCACGUCUGGCCACGUUAUAUCGGCACCUGUAUCUUAGUAGCAUCCACGCGAAUGGACAAUUCCAUCCGAUCAGCUUGGUACACCAGCAACUUUUCUGGUCUUACUCGUCGUGCGGUUGCCUCCGGAGUUAUCUACACCAUCCAUGCUAUUGGUAAUGCACUCGGUGGCCAGAUUUAUUUCGAUCCACCAAAUUAUCGCAAAGGACAUACCAUUGCCAUUUGUGUUGUCGUUCUCCAAUCAUUUAUGAUUUUGGCUUUACGAAUAAUACUUAAACGGAUCAACAAAAGGCGAGACGCAAUGACGGUAGAAGAAAAGGAGCGCGAGCUUGCUAAAUAUACUGAUCCAGGCCAAAUUGGCGAUAGACAUCCAGACUUUCGUUACGCUUUGUAGCAGCAUCAGCAGUAGUAUCUGUAUACUCCUGUAUUCCAUUUUUCAAUUUCAUUUUCUCGCACACGAAACUAAUAGCCAAUAUAUACUACUACCCCUCCACACCAUCAUUUAUAUUGUAGAUGUUCCAAUUCCUUUCCGUUCAAUUCUUCUUGUAUUCACGAUACCAUAUUUAUUGUUAAUUUUUAAAAAACACGUCCUUGUGAAAAUAUAAUUAAAUAAAUAAUGUGCUCCAUCAACAGCACA
Molecule: messenger RNA, 1991 nt
Organism: Zychaea mexicana
Lineage: Eukaryota; Fungi; Mucoromycota; Mucoromycetes; Mucorales; Lichtheimiaceae
Product: major facilitator superfamily domain-containing protein
Exons: 9
Coding region: 366-1748 (460 amino acids)
Biological process (GO): transmembrane transport
Cellular component (GO): membrane
Molecular function (GO): transmembrane transporter activity
Source: RefSeq, a predicted model, not a curated record